Messenger RNA from Ruditapes philippinarum (Manila clam), 4445 nucleotides. RefSeq lists its product as uncharacterized. Lineage: Eukaryota; Metazoa; Mollusca; Bivalvia; Venerida; Veneridae. The coding region runs from base 13 to 702 and encodes 229 amino acids. The record is from RefSeq and is a predicted model, not a curated record. The transcript is spliced from 6 exons.
GUUGCAAAGACUAUGUCGGCAUUCUUGAAAGGGGCGGCAAUGUUUUACAGUGACAAAUGUGGUGCAUCAUCCAGCAAAACACUUUGCUCUGACUAUGUCAGCAAUCCAAAGCAAUUGUUCAAUGUGAUGAGGGUUGUCAAAAUGAACAUUUAUGGAACUGGGGAUAUUUUGAUUUUUGAUGAAAAAGGAGACGGUUUAAUGGGCUAUAAAAUCUACAACAUUCAAGCAGGACAAACUGAUAGAACGCAAAGAGUUUACACUGAAGUUGGAAGUUACAGCCCUAGCACUGGUCUUCGAAUCACUUUAGAGGACAUAGAAUUCCCCAGAGAUGAAUCCAUCAGAUCCUCAUGUCCGAGUGAAGGUGCAUGCCUCUCAUGUUUAGGCAAAGACCCUCCUGUCCUGUCCACAUCAACUGAAGAAGGUAGCACUGAUACAGUAUCUAUGUUGGGAGCCUUUGUUGGAAUUCUCAUCUGGGUGAUAAUUAUUCUUGUUUUUGUUAUCAUUCUAAACUGGAGGAAACAACGCAAGACACCAAAUGACGUAUACAUUACCCCCACGGAAUGCCUGAGCGAGAGACCCUCUGUAGAAGGUAGACAUUCUGAUACAGAUAGUAGAAAUGGAAGUGGUAACAAUAAUUAUAUAACCGUAAAUCAUGUUGAUCCACCACCAGGGUGUCCAAAUGAAGAGUUCGUUAGUAAAUAAAAACAGACGACAUCUUAUUUCUUGCUGCUUUGUUGAGCUUUGCAAUUAUAACUGUUAUAUGUUUUAAAUGUAUGCAUUUUAGACUUCUUUAGCAAUGAUUUACAUAUAAAAUGUAACCAAUGACAUUCCAGCAUUUGCACCACGUGAUGUGCCAAUAUAAUUCAUUAUUGGAUCCAAGCUUAUCAAUUUUGCCUCGUUUUAAUUUCUCGAGUCCAAAAUUCCAUAUGAAAUGCAUAUUGCACUCCAUCUAGCUCCGUUUUCAUUUUCCGAAUCCAAAACAGUCAUAUCAAAUCCAUAUUGUACUUUAUCUUACCUCGAGUUCAAAAAGGUCGAUUUAAAAUCUAUAUUGUCCUUGAAGUAACUGUAUCUUUAAUAUUGUACAAAACACAAUUGACUUUAAUCUAUUAAGUUUUCUCUUAAGAAAUGGUCAUGUCAAAUAUGGUGAAUUAUACAUUUGAAGAACUAUACCGAUUUUGUUUGACUCGUAGCGUCUCGUCCAAUAUAGGUUUAACUUUAACAGCUGUAUACUCAACAAUGUACAUGUAUAAGAAUCUCAUUAUAUAAAAAAGUGCCUUAUAGGAGAAUUCCACUCAUUUAAAUAAUAUAAACAAAAGAUCAUAUCCCAUUUAUUAUUUAUUCUACAAAAAUUAUUUAGAUAUCUGAAACAAAUCUAGGUAAGUUGAAGUAAAAUGUAGUAUUCCCCACUGUUUAUCAUCCUUUUAACUAUUCAAAGAGCAAUAAGCAAGUUUCCAUAGCUGUUGUAUAUAUACCAUUCAACCCCCUCAAUCCUUAUAAAACACGUGUGGUCCUUUACUCACUGUUUAUCUCCCUUUAAACUUUUCGAAUAAUAAUUAUUGACAAAUUUCCUUUACUUUUGUACAUGUAUAUAUACUAAUUGUCUCCCCUCAUCUUUAUAAAACACCUGUAGUCCUUGAAGGAUAACUCACCGUUUAUCUCCCUUUAGUUCCCAUGACCGUUGUAUAUAUACUGAUUGUCUCCCUUCAUCUUUAUAAAACACGUGUAGUAUUUUAAGGAUUACUCACUGUUUAUCUCCCUUUAGUUUCAAUGACCGUUGUUUACAUACUGAUUGUCUCCCUUCAUCUUUAUAAAACACGUGCAGUUUUUAAAGAUAACUCAGUUUAUCUCCCUUUAGUUUCCAUGACCGUUAUGUAUACAUACUGAUUGUCUCCCUUCAUCUUUAUAAAACACGUGCAGUUCUUUAAGGAUUACUCACUGUUUAUCUCCCUUUAGUUUCCAUGACCGUUGUAUAUAUACUGAUUGUCUCCCUUCAUCUUUAUAAAACACGUGUAGUAUUUUAAGGAUUACUCACUGUUUAUCUCCCUUUAGUUUCCAUGACCGUUGUAUAUACUGAUUGUCUCCCUUCAUCUUUAUAAAACACGUGUAGUCCUUUAAGGAUUACUCACUGUUUAUCUCCCUUUAGUUUCCAUGACUGUUGUAUACAUACUGAUUGUCUCCCUUCUUCUUUAUAAAACACGUGUGGUCCUUUACUCACUGUUUAUCUCCCUUUAAACUUUUCGAAUAAUAAUUAUUGACAAAUUUCCUUUACUUUUGUACAUGUAUAUAUACUGAUUGUCUCCCUUCAUCUUUAUAAAACACAUGUAGUCCUUGAAGGAUAACUCACCGUUUAUCUCCCAUUAGUUCCCAUGACCGUUGUAUAUAUACUGGUUGUCUCCCUUCAUCUUUAUAAAACACAUGUAGUAUCUUUAAGGAUUACUCACUGUUUAUCUCCCUUUAGUUUCAAUGACCGUUGUUUACAUACUGAUUGUCUCCCUUCAUCUUUAUAAAACACGUGCAGUUCUUUAAAGAUAACUCAGUUUAUCUCCCUUUAGUUUCCAUGACCGUUAUACAUACAUGCUGAUUGUCUCCCUUCAUCUUUAUAAAACACGUGCAGUUCUUUAAGGAUUACUCACUGUUUAUCUCCCUUUAGUUUCCAUGACCGUUGUUUACAUACUGAUUGUCUCCCUUCAUCUUUAUAAAACACGUGUAGUUCUUUAAGGAUUACUCACUGUUUAUCUCCCUUUAGUUUCCAUGACCGUUGUUUACAUACUGAUUGUCUCCCUUCAUCUUUAUAAAACACGUGUAGUAUCUUUAAGGAUUACUCACUGUUUAUCUCCCUUUAGUUUCCAUGACUGUUGUAUACAUACUGAUUGUCUCCCUUCUUCUUUAUAAAACACGUGCAGUUCUUUAAAGAUAACUCAGUUUAUCUCCCUUAGUUUCCAUGACCGUUAUUACAUACAUACUGAUUGUCUCCCUUCAUCUUUAUAAAACACGUGUAGUUCUUUACGGAUUACUCAUUGUUUAUCUCCCUUUAGUUUCCAUGACCGUUGUUUGCAUACUGAUUGUCUCCCUUCAUCUUUAUAAAACACGUGUAGUAUCUUUAAGGAUUACUCACUGUUUAUCUCCCUUUAGUUUCCAUGACUGUUGUAUACAUACUGAUUGUCUCCCUUCAUCUUUAUAAAACACGUGCAGUUCUUUAAAGAUAACUCAGUUUAUCUCCCUUUAGUUUCCAUGACCGUUAUACAUACAUUCUGAUUGUCUCCCUUCAUCUUUAUAAAACACGUGUAGUCCUUUAAAGAUUACUCACUGUUUAUCUCCCUUUAGUUUCCAUGACCGUUGUAAAUAUACUGAUUGUCUCCCUUCAUCUUUAUAAAACACGUGUAGUCCUUUAAGGAUUACUCACUGUUUAUCUCCCUUUAGUUUCCAUGACCGUUGUAUAUAUACUGAUUGUCUCCCUUCAUCUUUAUAAAACACGUGUAGUUCUUUAAGGAUUACUCAUUGUUUAUCUUACUUAUUGGAAGCCUUUAGUUCAGGAGUAGGUAACCUGAUCGCUUAUGAAUUGAGAGGUCCGGGGUUUGAAUCUCGAUCCAGGCAAUACUGAAUGUCUUUAGUGAUGUAAAUAUCUUUUUCCCAAAGAAUUAAGCAAAAUAUGAAAAGAAAAAAGUAUAAUUGUAUUUAGAAAUAAAAAAGAAUGUACAUAAAUGAUAUUUAAAUGCAGGUUUGAAACUCUGCCAAGCAAAACUCUAUAUGUGACAACUCAUUUAAUCUAGAUGGUUAAAGUAUCAUAUAUCUUUACAGCUUGUUUAAUAUGUAUAACUGAAGAUGAUUUUGGUAUGUUUUAUUAACUGUCGUACAUAGUUGCUGAUGCGUCAUUCUUGAGUCCAUGUGAAAAGCGGAGUCUUUCUAUUUUACGUGUAUGAAUUUAUUUCAGAUGGAAGAAAUGUUAAAAGCAAUGAUCACUUGUUACUAAAAGUCACUUUGUUAAUUGUAAAGAUGUAUAGAUAAAAAAUAAUACUAAUAAUAAAAUAAUAAUAAUAGAAUAUAAUAAUAAUAAUAAUAAUAAUAAUAAUAAUAAUAAUAAUAAUAAUAAUGAUGAUGAUGAUGAUGAUGAUGGUGAUUACGACGACGAUGAUGAUGAUGAACUGACUGGUGAAAUUUUCUAAUAUUUUGAAAAAUAAAUAUCUUAUAAUUUUUUUAAAAAGAAUUAAAGUAACGAAAAGCUGAUACCAAGACUGGUUAUAAUAUUUGAAAAAGAAUAAAAGUAACGAAACGCUAAUUCCAAGACUGGUGCCGAUUAGGUUUUGUAAUCCUUAAAUUUACUAUGAAUAAGGUGAAAGUGUAUCUUAUUUUAUUUCUUAUAUUGCUCAUCUUUUUCUUAUUGUUUUUAUAUAUAUUUACAUGUUUUGUAUUGUAUAAAAUUUUAUCAAUAAAAUAUUCUAAAGUUA